This is a messenger RNA of Penicillium antarcticum, 1236 nucleotides long. RefSeq names its product cellulase family protein. Gene Ontology annotation, molecular function: hydrolase activity, hydrolyzing O-glycosyl compounds. The record is from RefSeq and is a predicted model, not a curated record. The transcript has a single exon. NCBI's taxonomy places the organism in Eukaryota, Fungi, Ascomycota, Eurotiomycetes, Eurotiales, Aspergillaceae. The coding region runs from base 1 to 1236 and encodes 411 amino acids.
AUGCUACGAGGCAUCUACAAGACACAAGCCGAUGAUGAGGGUUUACCAGUCUUCCAACCUGAGAUCCACGUAUCACCAUCUACUACGGUCUUCACACCUCCAUUCCAUACUCAUGGCCGACACAUCCAAGAUUCUGACGGAAGGAAGGUAAAGUUAGCCAGUAUCAACUGGUACGGAGCCAGCGACAUCCAUUUCGUCCCAUCUGGAUUGGAUAUACAGCAUCGAGAUGACAUCGCACAGUUGAUCCGAAGACUAGGCUUCAACAGUGUGCGACUCCCGUAUGCCGAUGAGAUCGUGGACAAGAACCCAGUGAUAAACACAUCGCUGAUCGCAAGCAACAUGGAUCUUCUCCAAUUAGCCACGAUCCCCGGCCAGCCAACGGCGUUGGAUAUCUACAACGCCGUAGUGGAAAGCCUCACAGCAGCGGGUCUGCUCGUCAUUAUAAACAACCAUAUUACACAGGCAACAUGGUGUUGCGGUAUCAACCUCUGCGACACAAGCUGGUCAAACGACUGGUUCGGCGGAUCCCUAUUCUGUCGCAUCUCUCAAACCGAAGAGCAAUGGAUCCGAAACUGGGAAACGGUGAUGCGACCGCUUGCAGGGAAUCCACUCGUGCUAGGCGCGGACCUACGAAACGAGCCGCGAGGGCUGUGGGGUACGUUGGACUGGGAGGACUGGGCAAGCGCAGCAGAGAAAGCCUCUGAACGACUGCUGGACAUCAACCCAGACUGGUUGAUGAUCGUGGAAGGAAUCUCAUCGGCGAACGAUCUAUCGCAGGUACGGGAAAGGCCAGUACACCUGAGUCGACCGGGCCGAGUAGUGUACUCGGCGCAUGUGUAUAAGUGGUCAGGCUGGGGCGAUCUUUACCCCUAUUCAGAGCGAACCUACCGAGAAUUCGCAGCAGCGAUGAACAAAAACUGGGCAUACCUGCUCUCCGAACAUAUUGCGCCUGUGUGGGUUGGGGAGUUUGGAAUGCCUGGUGAGCCAUCAGCAGGUGACCAGAACUACUGGAGUCACCUGGUACAAUUCCUAGGCGAGGUCGACGCCAGCUGGGGAUAUUGGGCGCUCAACGCGCGCAAACCAGAUGGGGAAUGGGAGAGCUAUGGGUUGGUGGGGGAUUCGUGGGAUUGGCCGUCGGUACGGUGGGAUUCACGACUGGAUGAUUUGCACGCGCUGGGUCUCAAAGUUAGUUUAAAGGAAGAAAGGACCGAAAAGGGAGAAGGGACCGGAAAGUGA